Messenger RNA from Anoplophora glabripennis (Asian longhorned beetle), 1728 nucleotides. Its product is annotated as RNA-binding protein cabeza-like. The transcript is spliced from 3 exons. The record is from RefSeq and is a predicted model, not a curated record. NCBI's taxonomy places the organism in Eukaryota, Metazoa, Arthropoda, Insecta, Coleoptera, Cerambycidae. The coding region runs from base 1 to 1728 and encodes 575 amino acids.
AUGAAGCCUAUCUUGGUCCUAUCUGUUCUUGUGGCGCUGGCCUAUGGACGUCCAGAACCGCCUUCUGGUUACAAUUACCCAUCGCCAUCAAGUAGGUACGGAGCUCCUUCAGGAGGCCAAGACCAAGGAAGAUCCAGGUCCAAUGGGCAAACCGGCUCUGGAUUUGGUGGUGGUUCAGGAUUUGGAGGUGGUUUUGGAAGUGGAUCAGCAGGUUCCUUCGCCAGUGGAAGUACUUCCGCAAGCUCUGGACAAUCCAGCUCAGGUGCAGGAUUCGGCCAAUCCGGAAGGUCGUCCUCUGGAGGCGCAUCUUCAGACAGCAUAACCAUCAACAAACACAUAUACGUACACGUCCCACCACCAGAACUGGAGGACGAACAUCAACAAAAAGCACGAGUCAACGUGCCACCUCCACAGAAAAACUACAAGAUCAUCUUCAUCAAAGCUCCGAACACUGCUGCAGCUAGUGUACCUAAAAUUCCUCCGAUCCCGCAGAAUGAAGAAAAGACUCUCGUCUACGUCUUGGUGAAGAAACCCGAAGAGCAAACUGAAAUCGAAAUCCCAACAGCGGCACCUACGGAACCAUCCAGGCCAGAGGUCUACUUCAUCAAAUACAAGACUCAAAAGGAAUCGAAUGGGCAACAAGGCGCUGCUGAAGGUGAUGAUGACACCGUGGAAGUUGGAGCUCGUGAAGGUGCUCGACAAGCUGGUGGUCAACAGGGUGGAGCUUCAGGUGGAGGCUACUCUUACAGUUCAUCAAGGACUACCUCCUCCAACGAGUUACUUGCCGCAUGCGCGGUACUCGUUCACGGUCGUCCAGAACCUCCAUCUGGCUACCAGUACUCUGCACCACCUUCUAGCCAAUACGGAGCGCCAUCUGGCGGCGGCGGUGGCGGCGGAUUUGGCCAAGGCGGCGGUUUUGGUGCGUCCGGCUCAGGCGGCGGAUUCGGAGGAGGUUCCGGUGGUGGUUUCGCAGGCGGUGGAUUCGGAGGUGGCUCAGGAGGCGGCUCUGGUGGUGGAUUCGGAGGCGGUUCAGGCGGCGGCUUCGGAGGCGGUUCAGGCGGCGGAUUCGGAAGCGGUUCAGGAGGCGGAUUCGGAGGCGGUUCAGGAGGCGGAUUCGGAGGCGGUUCAGGAGGCGGGUCCGGGGGCGACUCCGGAGCUGGAGGCGGAUCCGAGGGCACCAUCACCAUCACCAAGAACGUUUACGUUCAUGUAGCACCCCCAGAGGAAGAGGAACAACAACCCAAGGCAAAGGUCAACCUUCCCCCUCCACAGAAACACUACAAAAUCAUCUUCAUCAAGGCGCCGACCGCUCCAACUCCAACCGUUCCUGAGAUUCCUCCAAUACCUCAAAACGAAGAGAAGACUCUCGUCUACGUGCUGGUGAAGAAACCCGAAGAGCAACCAGAGAUAGAGAUCCCCACUCCUAAACCUACCGAACCCUCCAAACCAGAAGUGUACUUCAUCAAGUAUAAGACCCAGAAAGAUGAAUCUGGUGGUCAAGGAAAUGGCGGUGGAAACGGUGGUGGAAAUAGCGGUGGAAAUGGUGGUGGAAAUGGCGGUGGAAACGGCGGUGGAAGCGGAGACGCGGGGAGUUAUUCCCAAGGGGGUGCAUCUUCUGGGGGUGGAUCAGGCUACUCGCAAGGGGGCUCUUCUGGUAGCUCUUACAGCUCUGCCGGCGGGUCUGGCAGUGGUUUGUCUAGUCAAUAUGGCCCACCUGGUUCGCAUUAA